AGUGGAUCCCAUCAUCACCGCGAAAAAAGAAGCCUUCUUUGUCUUCGACUCUUGAGACUCCUUCCUUUCUCUCCCUCACUUCUCUCAUUCUCUUCCUUAGCUUUCGAUUCUCUAGUUUCUCUUCUCUUCUCCAGAUCACCCAAAAUGUUCAGAUCCAUGCUUGUUCGAUCCGCUUCCCAGGGGCUCCGUAGAGGAUUCGCCUCCGAAUCCGUUCCCCAUCGCAAAGUCGUCAUCCUCGGCGCCGCCGGUGGAAUCGGGCAGCCUCUGUCUCUCCUCAUGAAGCUUAACCCUCUCGUCUCCUCUCUCUCCCUCUAUGAUAUCGCCAACACUCCCGGCGUUGCCGCUGACGUCGGCCACAUCAACACCCGAUCCGAGGUUUGUGGAUACAUGGGUGAUGAUAAUUUGGGGAAAGCUCUAGAAGGAGCAGACCUCGUCAUUAUUCCAGCUGGUGUCCCGAGGAAGCCUGGAAUGACCCGUGAUGAUCUUUUCAACAUUAAUGCCGGCAUUGUCAAGAACCUCAGCAUCGCCAUCGCCAAGUACUGCCCACAAGCACUUGUGAACAUGAUCAGCAACCCUGUGAACUCUACUGUUCCGAUUGCGGCAGAGAUUUUUAAGAAGGCUGGUACCUACGAUGAGAAGAAAUUGUUUGGUGUUACCACUCUUGACGUUGUUAGGGCCAGGACUUUCUAUGCUGGAAAAGCAAAUCUCCCUGUUGCAGAGGUUAAUGUUCCUGUUGUCGGUGGACAUGCUGGUGUUACGAUUCUUCCUCUCUUUUCUCAGGCCAGUCCACAAGCCAACUUGUCUGAUGAUUUAAUCAAGGCCCUAACCAAGCGUACCCAGGAUGGAGGAACAGAAGUCGUGGAGGCAAAAGCUGGAAAGGGUUCAGCUACAUUGUCAAUGGCCUAUGCGGGAGCACUGUUUGCUGAUGCAUGCUUGAAGGGACUCAACGGUGUUCCAGAUGUGGUGGAAUGCUCAUUUGUGCAGUCUACCAUCACCGAGCUUCCUUUCUUCGCCUCAAAGGUGAGACUGGGGAAGAACGGAGUGGAGGAAGUGCUAGAUCUAGGACCACUCUCAGACUUUGAAAAGGAAGGCUUAGAAGCCCUCAAGGCAGAACUCAAAUCCUCCAUCGACAAGGGAAUCAAAUUUGCCAACCAAUGAGUUUAUUUUGCUUCUUUUAAUUAUUGAUUUUGGACUAAACUGGCUACUUUUGCUACUUUCUCCGGCUUUCCUUUUUUCCCGGUAGAGUUGUCUUCUUCAUCUGCAAGAACUUGUAAAACUCCACUAAUAAAUUCCCCAUUGAGAAACCAUUGGGGGACUCUGUAAUAAAAUUGAAGUUCUAAAAAACUACUGUUGCUUGUAAGCUAUGAUUCAUCGUCCUCUUUGGAGCUAUUAUUCUUCUUUUUUCAAAAUGUAAGAUAGAAAUAAAUAAAGAAAUCUAUGUUAACAUAUAUUGUAAGUUGCAUAUCUUGGGCAUUUGUUUAGAA
Molecule: messenger RNA, 1484 nt
Organism: Thlaspi arvense
Lineage: Eukaryota; Viridiplantae; Streptophyta; Magnoliopsida; Brassicales; Brassicaceae
Source: the annotation of a GenBank genome assembly